UUUUCCUCCCUGCCGUUUCCUCGCAGGGUCAAAGCGAAGAAAGGGGUGAACCUGCUGCAGACCAAGUCCAAGCAUGCUCAGUGGAAGGUAGACUGGGAGGUGCAGCCCGGCGCCAAGCAUUCCAUCACCACCAUCAAUGUGAGCAAGAACAAGGCAGUGAAGCAGGGUGAUGUGCUGGGGAACGUGGAGGUAAUGCAGUUGGAUUUUGAGAUGGAGAACUUCACCAGCCUCUCGGUGACCAGGAGGAUCAACUGGAACAUCGACUACAAGGGACAGAACCCGGUGCCGGACUCGGAAAAGGUCGUGACGGAGCUCACGGUGGUGCAGCGGGACAUUCAGGCCAUCAUCCCUCUGGCUAUGGACACAGAGAUAAUCAACACGGCCAUUCUGACCGGACGCACCGUGGCCAUUCCCGUCAAAAUGGUCUCCAUAGAGAUGAACGGAGCCGUUGCCGACGUCUCAGCCUUUGUGCAAUGCAAGUCGUCUAAUGAAGACAUCAUAAAGGUCUCCAUGAAUUGCGACUAUGUGUUCGUCAACGGCAAGGAGACGCGGGGCUCCAUGAACGCCCGAGUCAUCUUCAGCUACGAGCACCUGAGUGCGCCGCUGGAGCUCACCGUCUGGGUGCCCAAGCUCCCCCUACAGGUGGAGCUCACCGACAACGCUCUGAGCUUCAUCAAAGGCUGGAGGGUUCCCAUUCUGCCUGACAGAAGGAGCACUAGGGACAGCGAAGCAGAUGAUGAUGACGACGACCGGCGAACGAAUCGCGGCUGCGCUCUCCAGUACCAGCGGGCCGUGGUCAAAGUGCUGACCCAGUUCCACACCACUUCUACGGAGGGAACGGAUCAAGUCAUCACAAUGCUGGGGCCAGACUGGCAGGUGGACGUCACAGACCUCGUCCAGGACUCCCUGAAGGUGGUCGACCCAAAGAUCGCAGAGCUGGUGGACAGGACGAUUCUUGUGGGCCUGGAACUGGGCUCCACUGUGCUGAAGGUGGAGUCUCCGCUGGCAGUGGACGCGGUGCUGGGCGAGGCGUCGUUCUCCGUCACAGAUGACAAGGUUUCCAUCACGGAGCUGCGGGUUCACACCGUGUCGGGCCUGACCCUGUCCCUGCAGCCCAGCCCCGGCAACAGCCACACCAUGGUCGCCAAAGCGUCCGGUGUCCAGACACUCACGGCCCUCAAACAGGAGGCCAGUUUGUCUGUCUGGAUGCUGUUCAGUGACAACACCGCCGCCCCCCUGAUUUACUUUGAUCCCAAAGACUACAACCUCAAUGCCUCUACUCUGGAUGACAAAGUUGUGUCAGUAUCCCAGGAGCCGCAGCAACGGUGGCCUGUGGUGGUAGCAGAAGGCGAGGGAUCAGGAGAAAUGGUGCGUGUAGAGAUGACCAUCUGCGAAGCCUGCCAGAAGACCAAACGCAAAAGCGUCAUUGCAUCUGCUGCAGUUUAUGUCAAGGUCCGCUUUGGCCCCGAGGAAGACUCGGAGGAAGAAACGACCACAGAGGGCGAGAUUGAGCUGGCAUCUGUCACCAGGCGGACAAUCAUUGAUCCCAACAUCAGUGGAAGAAUUUAUGAUACUUCUAAUGAGCAGCCUGCCAGUGUUCCCAUUGAUUACACUAAUUUCCCCACCAUUAGCAACCAAGAGCGGCCGACUGAGAGUGAUGAAGAGGAAGGGGAUGAUUUUGUGCAUUCGCCACGCAACAUGACUGAUCUUGAGAUUGGCAUGUAUGCUCUACUAGGCGUCUUCUGCUUGGCUAUAUUGGUGUUUCUAAUCAACUGCAUUGUUUUUGUGCUUAAAUACCGCCAUAAGCGCAUCCCGCCUGAAGGCCAGGCCAACAUGGACCAUUCUCACCACUGGGUGUUCCUUGGAAACGGCCAGCCGCUCAGGGCCCAAUGCGACCUGUCUCCACAGCAGGUGGAAAGUCCCAGCAACCCUUUGGAGGGGGUACAAACUUGCUGCCAUGGGGACCACCACAGUAGUGGCAGUUCCCAGACCAGCGUUCAUAGUCAGGUCCAUGGAAGGGGUGACGGCAGCUCUGGCGGUUCAACGAAAGAUAACGGCGAGGAGGCCAGUUCACCCACCUCCAAACGCAAGAGAGUCAAGUUUACCACCUUUACCACCCUCCCCACAGAGGAGCUGCCCUAUAACUCCAUCCCCAUAGCAGACGAAGAGGACAUUCAGUGGGUUUGCCAGGAUAUGGGCUUUAAAGACCCAGAGGAACUCCAUGAUUACAUGCGCAGAAUAAAAGAAAUAGCCUAAGAUUGGAGGUGCAUUGUGAAAGCUCUGCUCUCGACUUUCUAAAGAGACAGUUCCUUUCUAUUUUUUCCCUUUUUUCAAGCAAGUGAAAGAUGGUUUUUCACAAACUUUAAGGCCAACAAUUGUUGUUCUGGUUAGGGUUUGCUCCAUGUAGUUUGCACAGUGCUGUAAUCUCAUACACCCUCACACAGGAGAGAAUGCAAGAAGCCAAAGACUCGACCAGAGGAUCUCAGUCACAAGAGACGUCUGUAAAUCUUGGCUAUAGGAAACAUGUUUCACUUGGAAGCUGAGCCAUGGAGACAUAUGAGAGCUGCUCCAGCUCCAGUUUUUCAGGAUUUGACUUUUACAAAAUCCUGACAUGGACAGGAGUACAACAAGGGUUAAUGUGUUUCAGUGGCUCAGCAGGACUCUGCAGUACUGUACCUACUCCAAACAAAGAGGCCUUUGAUGAACAAGUAACUGUCAAAGACUCUAAUUAAAACCUGUUUUAAAAUAAUUUUGUUUUUGCCAAAGUAGAAAAAGCAUUCUUUUAAUGGCAAAACCUUUGUUGUUGUCGGUGUAGCACAUUCAUGAUUUGUACUCAUCUUCAUUACGUACAUUUUCUACAUUUAGUAGGUAGAUGACAGCAGUGCCCUACUACAGUUCCUGGUGUUCCUGACAAAUCUGAUGCCUUAUAAAAACGGUCACAGUUCACUUAUAUCAGUGCAGACACUGUUUUCUCACUGUUAGGAGGCUUGAGACGGCUUAGUACAGCAUUAAAGUAAAACACUACAGCUAUUCUCCAGCCUGAAGAGACGAGUGUUGCAUGAAAAGGUAACCUAAGGCACAAUCAGCCAACUUUUUCCAAAUUUGUACAUGUUUAUAAUGUAAUUAAACAAUUAUUCAUACACAUUAUUAAACUAAUAAAAUGUUACCAUGCUUUACUCGCAUGUCAUGUUGGGCUUACAUACAUACAGACAUUCCUCUUUGUAUAUAAUUCUGUCAAACUGGAGUUGCUUAAAAUGUUGCAAGUUUGUUUCUCCAAGGAGGAGAAAUGGGAAUCUGGUUGAACUCUUGGGAUCUUUAUAAUCUUGUGGUCGGUCAAAGUUUCUCCACUGUACUGCUGUGACAGAUGUAGAUUUUUAUUGCUCUGGAAUCUCAUUUGACUGUUCGAUGUGGGAAUUUGCUAUGCAUAAGUUUGAACAGAUCAAUAUUUUUGAUGAUUUAUUUCCCUUUUCAAGUUUUGCGAGCCUAAAGCUUCUGAGAAUGUAGGAAACAGAAAUACACCAGUUGAGCUGUGUUUGAAUCGCCUAGUCAUUCACUCUUAAGUCAUACAUAUUGUAGCAACGUUUAACUUUCUCAAAUUCUUUAAAGUUAAACUUGAAGUUUUUGUCAAAACCGCAAAAUUUGCUGACCAUCAGCUCAGAUUUAAGUUAACAUUUUGAGGUUUUUAUAGCAAAUAACUGGGAAUAUCCUCCACAAUUUUGAAGUGUUGUGGCAGUGAAGUAGAGUCUGUGCCGCCAUCCCCUGCUUGGUUCUCCAGUGAAAAUGUUAUUUUGACUGAGUGAACAUUUCGAAUACAUUCAGACUGACUCUCCUCCUCUAAACUCCACAGAAAUGUGAAACACCCUUAAAGAAGGUCACCGAAUAUAUUAUUGAUUUUGUUUCAUCAUUUACAUCACAGCCAUUUCAUGCUGUCCGAUUCUUUUAGCCGCAUCACGGUAUAUAUGAAUUCCAUGUUUUAUUAAUAAGUUCCAAUAAACUUGGAAUAAAUAAGCUAAAGCUUGCAAAGUUGCCCCAAACUAAACAAUAUGAGCAGGACCACAGCGUGUUAACGAACAGCGAGACAAGGAAGAAGAGAAGAAAACGUUGCCGCUGGCUGUGUGAAAUGUGUGUGUGUGUGUGUGUAUUUGUGAGGUUGUGUUCACUUUACAGACAAGCCAGAGCAGCUGAAAUCAAGCCAUCUAUUUUAGUUGUGUUAAUUGUUGCCUUUUUAAAUGUACCUGACACUGAACAUAAAUAUUAGUCGGAGAAUUAAAGAACUUUAGAAACUGAGAGUUCAAACAGAAUAUCACCGUCCAGACAGAUAGCUUUCAUUUCAGACAACCAUUUCUUUUUUUUAGAGAUGACUUUUGAAGGUUAACAUUUUUCCAGCUCUGAUCUCACAUAAAACAUUUUCUACUAGGGACUAAUGAGACAACCAUGAGAUCAAAAAUUACUUUCUAGGACGGUUUCCUCUAAUUCCCUACUCUGGAUUUUAAGGGCUUUGAUUUUUUUGAUUUUUUUUUCCUUUUACCCAACUUACUGACUGAUUUUGGCUUAUUAAAGUCCCUUUUAUAAUCAGCAUCAUCUUACCUGCUUUUCAUCCCCUAUGUUCUUAAAUUAGACACAAUCCAGAGAUAUUAUGCAAACACAUGUUUCACAGGAGAAACUGAACUAGACAUAUUUAAUUCUCUCAGCUUGAUAUUUACUAUUUGAUUGUGUGGCAGUUAAAUGGUGGAACUGUUUGCUAACAUUGUAAAUAUUGGAACAAAACCGGCUUUAAUUUAGCUUAACAUUUACAACUAUCAGUAAAAUAUUGCUUUAGCCCGUCCACAUGUACAUAGACUCACAGCUGAUAUUCAUACAUCCUGGAUUGAGUUUACUGUACUUGCUUUACUGCAUGUCUUCUUUAUGUUCUGUGUGAGAAAAAUGAGUGAGUUGUAAAACUGUUUUGAUUGCAAGGUGAAACAUUACUUUUGGGUGUCUAAAGGUGCGUUUCGACUGUAGACUUUUUUUUCUAGAAUCUACGUUCUCUCGACAUUUUCCCUAAGGGAAAGUUUCAAGAGAAGUUUAGCAGCAGAAAACAGCCCUGGUGGUCAGGUAGGAUUUUUAAGAUCACACCAAACAUUCAAGGUGGGUUUACAGUCUCUGGUUUUAGUCUUGGUUCUCUCAGUAAUCUUUAUUACAGCAGCUCAUAACUUCAUUUAAUUCGUUGUGGAAUUAUUAGUGUUUGUCGUCAUGCAGAAUAUAACGUUUCAUAGAUAUUACAUUUUAAAACGUCAGAAAAAUGUAAGUGGAAAAGAGCAAUUGUAAAACACUUUAAAUUAAUCAUGGACUACUUUUCUGUUGUUGAGGGAUUUUAUUUGUGUUUUGGCCUUUGCCUUUUUCUGUAUCAGCUGCCAAAGUCGCAGGUAAAUAAGGCCCUCUGUAGCGUCUCCAUUACAAAUGUGCACAAAACUUAGUCGAUAUUCCACUAAUGUCGACAAAAACAACAUUUUGCAGUUGCAACACUUCCAUUAAAUAAGAAACGCAAUUAAAAUCACACAUGAAUACGUUUGUUCAUGCGGUGUCAUUAAAAAAACGUACUGCCCAUGUUCCUCCAACCAACUACUUCCUGUCGUUUUCUUCUUCAUGGUUUCUUCUUCAGUUCAAUUUCGGCGCUGUAAAACUCCGAUUUCUAAUCCCAGCAAGAAUUUAUUUUUCUUGUCGACAUCUACCGUUAGAAUUCAUUUUAAAAAGUCGCACAAUUUUAUGAACUUUGGUUUUACUUAUAUUUUGGAGUGUAAAGACCAAGAGGCUCAUUACUGUAGAACUUUGCAAUCUCAAAUGAAUCUACCUUUUUCCCUGUUAAACAUUUCUGUGAAGAUUUUGAAGAGUGUUUUCUUAGCCACCAGAGAUUAGGAUUUUAUUCUGGAAAACUGAGGAAGAACUACUCAAUUUUCCCCUUCUUAAAAAAAGCCACUAGGCGGGGCUGAAGUAAACCUGAAAGAUUAUAACAGAUACCUACAGUAAUUACAGUCGAAACGCAUCUAAAGUUUGCUUACUGUUCAACCACAGCAUGAACUUCAUUUGUCAGUUUGUCAGUUCAGAUUGUUUCUGUUUUUACUUUAAAUCUCAGGAUGAAUGUAGACGACCCAAACAAACCUGGCAGUUCUCUGUUAAAUGUGACUAUGAGCCCAAACUGGUGACCGUUGAAACACAAAGUAGAAAAUAUCAAACAGCUUCUUAAUUCUGAAUUUCCCUGACUUGUUCGUGCAUUAAAUAUUCAACAGUUAGAUUUUUUUCCUCUUCAUGCAUUUUGUCUUUUUUUUUUGUAUCUUGUUCCUGAUUUUGUGUUUUCUUCAAGCUGCUAACAGAGACUCCGUACAGUAUGUAAAUGAGAAUUUUGAAUUGUAUUCCCCACCUUCACGACCACACAGUGAACUGUGCACGACAUUCACGGCUCCAGUUUUCCUGGACCAAGUUACCACCACACUGACUAUAAUAUUGUAAUGUACAGAGCACUGUUAAAUUUCCUGUAUCCUGCUGAAAACAGACCCUUGUAUUUUCCUGUUAAAUGUAAAGUACUAAAGAGAAUCCAAUACACAAGUGAAA
Messenger RNA from Poecilia latipinna (sailfin molly), 6588 nucleotides. It is a transcript of the gene tmem132e, whose product is annotated as transmembrane protein 132E. Lineage: Eukaryota; Metazoa; Chordata; Actinopteri; Cyprinodontiformes; Poeciliidae. The record is from RefSeq and is a predicted model, not a curated record. The transcript has 7 exons. The annotation marks the transcript as partial.